This is a messenger RNA of Lodderomyces pseudojiufengensis, 609 nucleotides long. It is a transcript of the gene PST3, whose product is annotated as flavodoxin-like fold family protein. The transcript is spliced from 3 exons. Gene Ontology annotation, molecular function: FMN binding; NAD(P)H dehydrogenase (quinone) activity. NCBI's taxonomy places the organism in Eukaryota, Fungi, Ascomycota, Pichiomycetes, Serinales, Debaryomycetaceae. The coding region runs from base 1 to 609 and encodes 202 amino acids. The record is from RefSeq and is a predicted model, not a curated record.
AUGGCUAUUAAAGUUGCAAUUAUUAUUUACACAUUAUAUCACCACAUUGCUCAAUUAGCAGAAGAAGAAAAAAAAGGUGUUGAAGCUGCUGGUGGUCAAGCUGUCAUUUAUCAAGUUCCAGAAACUUUAAGUGAUGAAGUCUUAACCAAAUUACAUGCUCCACCAAAACCAAAUUAUCCAAUUGCAACUAAUGAAGUUUUAGAAGAAUAUGAUGCUUUCAUCUUUGGUAUUCCAACUAGAUUUGGUAAUUUCCCAGCUCAAUUUAAAGCUUUUUGGGAUGCAACAGGAGGCCUUUGGAGUCAAGGAAAGCUUAGCGGUAAGAUCGCUGCGGUAUUUACGUCCACAGGUACUUUGGGAGGUGGUCAGGAAACCACAAUUGUUAACUCAUUAUCCGUUUUAAUUCAUCAUGGUAUUAUUUUCGUUCCAUUAGGUUAUGCUCAUGCCUUUGCUUUACAAGCUAAUUUAAGUGAAGUCCACGGUGGAUCACCAUAUGGUGCAGGAACUUUCGCUGGUGGAGAUGGUUCACGUCAACCAAGUAAAUUAGAAAAAGAAAUCGCUGAAAUUCAAGGUAAAUCAUUUUAUCAAACCGCUGCUAAAUAUUUAUCAUGA